Molecule: messenger RNA, 849 nt
Organism: Pieris macdunnoughi
Lineage: Eukaryota; Metazoa; Arthropoda; Insecta; Lepidoptera; Pieridae
Source: the annotation of a GenBank genome assembly
AUGACACUAAGCGAGCGCCCCUAUCCCCACUCCAUCCCCUCCAUUCCACGAACUUUUGGACCUCCCCUCGUAAAGGAAUUAGGAAUCGUAGCGUACAAUUGUUCCUGUCUUGCGACUGAUCUAGCAAAGAUAUUUGAAGUUUACUGGACUCUGGGAAGCCCAGAUGCGGUGGUGCCUGACACAUGGCCUAAGGAACUAAGUACCGAGAUUAAUAUGGAGCAUCCUAUCAAUAUUUCGGAUGACCAAAGCAACUAUGGGGUGUUUAUAACGAGUUCCCCACCGCCUUUUAGUCCAGCUGGUCGAACUAAUGAUGACGACGCGAUUGUUAACAUCAUUCACUCGGCGGAGGAAUUCGUUUAUAUAUCUGUUAUGGACUACGCUCCGGCGUUUGAGUUUACGCCGCAACCAAAAUACUGGCCAAAAAUCGACGACGCAUUGCGAGCAGCGGCUUUAGAUCGUCACGUCCGCGUGCGCAUGUUGAUAAGCUGGUGGCGCCACUCCUCGCCCGCCGAAGAACAUUAUUUACGCUCUCUGGCUGCGCUUAACCAGGCCUUGCCGCAUCUUGAUAUUCAAGUGCGCCGUUUCAUAGUGCCAUCUACCCCGGACCAAGACAAGAUUCCAUACGCGCGAGUGAACCACAACAAAUAUAUGGUGACAGACAAAACAGCGUAUAUAGGAACGUCGAAUUGGUCAGCCGAUUAUUUCGUUGACACUGCGGGGGUGGCUUUUGUAUACAAACCGGAAAUGGAAAAUAAAGUUAGAAAUGGCAGCGACAUCCGGCGAGAUUUACAGGAACUAUUCGAGAGGGAUUGGACGUCUCCUUAUGCGGUACCUUUGAGGAAUUUAUAG